CAAAACAGAGAUCGUAUUCGUAUUCAUAAGAAAAGUGAGACGGGAACAACUACGUUCGCACAUUCCCAAUCCUCCUAUCGCAUCUCCAUUUUUCCCUCCUCUUCCUUUCCCACAUCUCCUUCCCGUUCUCCAUCAUAACAACACAAACUGUAUUACCAUUUCUUUCAAAAUAAAUCCUAACCCUAACCCUAACUGCGACAUUCCGAGCACUCCAAUGCCAUCUUCUCUGUUGUGUAGGAUUUGAUUUGGUAAAUGUAAGAGGACAUGUGGUGAUUGCUUUGCGGAAGGUUUUGUUUUUGUUUUAUCAAAUGGCGGAAUAUGCAGCUUCAUCCUCAUGCAUCAAGCCGCAUUUGCACCCAAGUUUUCUUAAGCAGAGAGGAUUUGUGCAUCCUAAUUUGAAUUUUAGGACGCCGCUGAGCAAGUGUUCCUAUAGAAGCUGUAAAGUUUCCUGGCUUUCAAGAUGGAAAAAUCACAACGCUGACAAUCCAUUUAUCUCGUAUUUGAAAGUAAGUCCUUGCUUCAGGGAGACGUCCUUGAGGUCUACUUGCAUGUGGUCUUUAGUGGACUCUGAUGGUAUAACAGCCUCUAAUUGGAUUCCUUUCGGUGAUCAAGUACUUUUGAUGGCUAGUAUAUUUCUUGCAUAUCUGGCCGGAGUAAUUCCUGUUCAAAAGUCCAGUUCCCCAUCUCAAAAGAAUAUAGCUGAUGAUGAUGCCUUUCCCAAAAGCUCAACCUCUUCUGGUAGUGCCGGGACGAACUGUGACCAAAAUAAUUUGAAGCAUGCCUGGGAUGUAGUAAGAGGAAAACUUUUGGAUUCUCUAGACAGUAUUGAACGUGGGAGUGAUUUCAGAAUUGGAGUUCUUGAUGAGCAGCAACUUGCUAAGCGACCAUUAAGUUUGUAUGCUGUAUCUGAAGGUCCAAAGAUUAGAUUGCUUUGGGCUUCUCUUCGCCAACUUGAGGAAGAGGUGAAAAACAAUGUUGGUACUUCUGACACUGGCAAUAUGGAUGAUUGGUUGAUAGCCUUUUCCAGAAUUAUUCAAAAAUCCUGUAAGCCGGUAUGCUUUGCUUGGUUGGAGAAGGAACUUGGACUCGAAAGCAAUAAUAUGGAACUUGUUUCUCUGAUAACUGAGAAGUUAAAUGGAGACGACACAGUUUUACAAAAUAUUAGAAAGUCGGGGAAGGAAAAUCUGUAUGCAGAGAUGUUGUAUUUUCUUAGAUUUGGUUCUUUAAGGAAGGGUUGCUGUUAUGACCAAAGCUUGUUUACUUUAUAUGGGGAUUCCAUACUAGAAGAUUUGGUAAUAACUUUAGCAGAUGGGAUAGCAAGCACUUAUUUGGAGCUUAUUUCUGUUGAUGGCAAUUUGUCAGAUGAAGUGAAUAGUCUGGGUUUAGCUAUCUGUAAUUUGUCUACUCGUGCACUUCAAAGGUUGCGCAAUGAGGUCGCUUUAAACCAGUGGUGGUAUCAAAAUCUGGAGGCAAUUGUAUCGAUGUAUGAGGAUCGCUUUGACCUCUACACACUUAAGAGCCAACUCAUUGAGGAUAAAAGCAGUGACGACACUGAAACUUAUAGUUGGUGGAAGAAGUUUACCCUAAGAAAAUAUGAAAGUUUGUCACCUUCAUUACAUUAUGUUCUGAUAAGCCAUUUCUCUAUGUCUGUAAAACGCACCAAGGAAUUAAGAGCCUUAACAGGGUGGAGGUACUAUUUCAGCCUACUCCUUGAGUUUUCCGACAUUAGCAUGCCUAUAGUUAGAGCUAUUAUCAACAAAGUCAGCAGUGCCAUCUCAUUCUUUCUAGUUUGCUUGAUUGGGAGGUCAUUAGGACUCAUCUAUACAGGAAUUAGGCAGUCCCUCAAAUGGAAGUGAGAUGUAAAUGGUACCUUUUUCAUUUUGUUUGUCGCAAAUUUCUAUUACGUUCAUUUUUACUUGAUGUAGCAGUCCAUAGGAAUGUAAUCUGUGCGUCGUUACAAUGGGACUUUUCUUAUUUUUGCCUUUGUUCUACCUGAUGCUUCUCUAAAUCUUUUGGUCAAUAAAUUGUCAAGUUGAUUCAGCUCUUUGUUAA
Messenger RNA from Theobroma umbraticum, 2052 nucleotides. Its product is annotated as phosphoglycolate phosphatase. The record is from RefSeq and is a predicted model, not a curated record. NCBI's taxonomy places the organism in Eukaryota, Viridiplantae, Streptophyta, Magnoliopsida, Malvales, Malvaceae.